GUGGCCCGGCGGCGUCUGGCCCAGGCGAGGUGAAACCGCGGGAGUUCCGGCGGGAGGCCCGUGCUGACGGCCCGCACCUUCACCAUGGCCUCGGCCGAGCUGGAUUACAGCAUCGAGAUCCCGGAUCAGCCCUGCUGGAGCCAGAGGACCCCCAGCCAAGGUGGGAAGGAGGCCAGGAAGCAGCUGCCUGUGGUGAUUCUCUUGGGCUGGGGUGGCUGCAGGGACAAGAAUCUGGCCAAGUAUAGUGCCAUCUACCACAAAAGGGGCUGCAUUGUGAUCCGAUACACGGCCCCCUGGCACAUGGUCUUCUUCUCUGAGUCCUUGGGCAUCCCCUCACUUCGUGUGAUGGCCCAGAAGCUGCUCGAGCUCCUCUUUGACUACGAGAUUGAGAGGGAACCGCUGCUCUUCCACGUCUUCAGCAACGCUGGCGUCAUGCUCUACCGCUAUGUGCUGGAGCUCCUACAGACCCACCCGCGCUUCAGCCACCUGCACGUGGUGGGCACCAUCUUUGACAGUGGUCCUGGUGACCGCAACCUGGUAGGGGCCCUGAGGGCCCUGGCAACCAUCCUGGAGCGCUGGCCUGCUGUGCUGCGCCUGUUGCUCCUGGUGGCUUUUGCCAUGGUCAUAGUCCUGUUCCACUUCCUGCUCGCUCCGUUCACGGCCCUCUUCCACACCCACUUCUAUGACUGGCUGCAGGACUCGGGCUCCCACUGGCCUGAGCUCUACCUCUACUCCAAAGCUGAUGCAGUGGUCUCAGCCAGAGACGUGGAACACAUGGUAGCGGCACGCCUGGCUCACCAGGUCCUGGUGCGCUCGGUAGACUUUGUGUCAUCUGCACAUGUCAGUCACCUCCGUGACUAUCCUACUUACUAUACAAGUCUGUGUGUCGACUUCAUGCAAAACUGUGUCCAGUGCUGAGGUUCUGCUCCAGAAAUAAACGUCGGGCACCUCCCUUCAACCUGCAUCUGUCCUGGGGGCUGCUGCCAUGGCUGCUCCCACAGACCUUGGGGUGGGAGUGCCAGG
Messenger RNA from Microtus oregoni (creeping vole), 1023 nucleotides. It is a transcript of the gene Tmem53, whose product is annotated as transmembrane protein 53. Bases 85 to 918 code for a protein of 277 amino acids. The transcript is spliced from 3 exons. The record is from RefSeq and is a predicted model, not a curated record. NCBI's taxonomy places the organism in Eukaryota, Metazoa, Chordata, Mammalia, Rodentia, Cricetidae.